This is a messenger RNA of Homarus americanus (American lobster), 3462 nucleotides long. RefSeq lists its product as uncharacterized. The coding region runs from base 51 to 2696 and encodes 881 amino acids. The transcript is spliced from 7 exons. Lineage: Eukaryota; Metazoa; Arthropoda; Malacostraca; Decapoda; Nephropidae. The record is from RefSeq and is a predicted model, not a curated record.
UUGGUCUCUAAAACAGUUGUGUAAAAUCUGGUCAAGUGUCUGGUGUGUAUAUGUGUGGAGCUGAAACAUUACCACAAAGACAGAACAUGUUGAAGCUUCUCCUUGGGAUAUGUCUCCUGGGGGGGUGUGCGAGACAUGUUUAUGGAAACAAAACAAUUCUCGCUAAUGAUAACGCGGAAAAUUAUUUUUCUGGAGCAGUAGUCAAUCCCGAAGAUAAAUUUUCUUCCGGGCCAACACAUGCAUCCGGUAAUCAACCACAAUAUGAUGGAGGAAAACCACCUUUUGUGGCUCCAGGCAUCAGGAUGACCAAAAAUGAAAGUGAUUAUAGAAAUAAACCAAACUUAGAAGUAGUGCCCAGAGAUGCACACAUAUCCACCAAUACUUCAACAUGGAGACCCAGCAGACCACCACCUUCAGAAGACAACAAUAGACUAUCACCUUCAGAAGACAAGAGUGGACCACCACCUUCAGAAGACAACAGUGGACCACCACCUUCAGAAGACAACAGUGGACCACCACCUUCAGAAGACAAGAGUGGACCAUCACCUUCAGAAGACAACAGUGGACCACCACCUUCAGAAGACAACAGUGGACCAUCACCUUCAGAAGACAACAGCAGACCACCACCUUCAGAAGACAACAGAGGACCACCACCUUCAGAAGACAACAGUGGACCACCACCUUCAGAAGACAACAGCAGACCACCACCUUCAGAAGACAACAGUGGACCACCACCUUCAGAAGACAACAGCAGACCACCACCUUCAGAAGACAACAGAGGACCACCACCUUCAGAAGACAACAGUGGACCAUCACCUUCAGAAGACAACAGUGGACCACCACCUUCAGAAGACAACAGCAGACCACCACCUUCAGAAGACAACAGCAGACCACCACCUUCAGCAGACAACAGUGGACCACCACCUACAGAAGACAACAGUAAGCCAUAUGAUUCACCUGUAAUACACGAGGCAGCCAUUCAGGAUGACAGAGAAGGACCUGGGUUAUCAGAUAAAGGAGAAACUCACAAAGAAGAAAUUUAUUCUGAGAGAGGCAACACUGAGGGUCUUCACCAGGGCACUGAAACACAGCCACAAGACGAAACAGAUAAGAAUAAUGACAGUACUUAUACAAGUAUGGAGACUAACAGAAGCUCUCAUGACGACAAAGAUGCACCUCAUGACCACCGACACACACCACCUUCAGACCCCGAGGUGAUGGACCCGAGGACCCCUAGAACAAUUGACCUGUGCUCUAACUGUCUUUGUGAUCCUCCAAAAAGGAACGUCGUCUGUAAGCACGAUCAUCUGAAUGAUGGAACAUCACACCACUUGGUCCUGAAUAAGGGGCUUAUCCCUCACAACUCCACAUCUCUACACAUAUUGGGUUUUGAAACAGUGAUAAUACAUAAAGGAACAUUCUCCAGCGAGAGUCUUGCGCUCCGUCAAAUUCACUUUGAAAAUAUUGGCACGAUCCGACUCUCCAAAGAAUCUCUAUUCUUCAAUUCCAAAGCAAAAGAAAACAUGGAGACAGUGGUAUUAUUCACAAGAUGCAACAUCAAGGAAAUACCAACAGAAGCUGUCACUCAAUACUCAAGAAGUAAGGACCAGAGAAAUGACAUAGACUUAGAGGAGACAAGAUUCUUGACCAUGCAGUUUAGGUGGUGCAACAUAACAACCAUCAGAAGUUAUGCAUUUUACCAGGCAAGACUUCUUUACUUUACGAUGAGCCACACUAAGGUGGAACAUAUGGAAGAAAACUGUAUAUAUCUGGACAUUUAUGAAGAGUGGGUUGUGGAAGACAGUCACCUUCCUAAGCUUGAGCAGCAAACCAUCAGUUUACGGGCACAGAUGAUAGUUGUGUUUUCCCGUAACAUCAUUGACGGACUAGAGAACAGGUCCUUGAACAUUAAUUCAUCUAAUCAGGUGUUGUUUGAAUACAACUCAGUCUCUCAUCUGGGGUCAGAAGCACUGAUGGGAAUAAAGCCAUCAGGAUAUGCACGUGGAGCAAACAUAGUCUUCCUCAACAACUCAAUUGCAAAAGCAGAUAACGGAUCUCUUGCCACCAGCAGAAAUUAUCCAGCUCAUGAACGUAAAGUACUGGAUAACAAGUUUGGCAUUGUUUGUGACUGCAAUAUCAAACUCAAUUUCAGACACCUUCUGGGCAUCACUACAGAGAAUGACUACUAUGAUCAAUCAACUUACCAGACAGUGAUUGAAAAAUCCCUCUGUCAAAGGUUUGCUGAAGUAGAAACAUAUAAAUAUAUUGAAAGCUAUUACAAUGAAGAAUGCACACCACUGCCACUCCCAAUCAUCAUAUCAGCAUCAAUUGUCUUGGCACUAAUAAUCAUCACCAUUAUAGUAUGUGUAGUCUGCACCCAGCGUGCGGCAAGGGCAAAGGAGGAGGCAAAUUAUCUUGGGGAAUGCUGCUACUCCCAUAGCUUUUCAACUCUUCACUCUAACCCUGGACCCCUCGUGCCAUUACAAAAUCAUCAGUGUCAAUCCUGGGAACGAGGUAAUAAUAUUCAAUCAUGGGUAAUGGCAGUGCCAGAAGUUAAAACAUAUCAAGAGACAGAAGUGGAGAUGCAUUAUGAACACACAGAACCCAUGAAUGUCAGUUUAAGAGGCUCAUAUCCUGAACCCCUUAUUGAUUUCCAUCGAAAGACUCAGGUUCGUGCUUCAUGUCCUUUCAACUAAAACUUGGAUAAAGUAAAGUGUAAUGAUGAUUGGCUGCUUAGAUGAGAAACUCACAAAUAUUGAAUCAAUGAGUCUCAUAUCUAUGGAACUUCUGAACCAAACUUAAAAAAGAAAAAAAAAUCAUAUAUUUACAGCACAAGCACCUGCAGUCCUGUAUAAGCAUCAAUAAACAUUUAGAUGCUGCAUUAUCCCCGGCUUACAUAGCAAAAUACUUGACUGUGGGUGACAACAAUACAUCUAUAUAAUGACUGAAUAAGUGAUCAUAGUUUUAUCACUGAAUUGUUAAAAGGUUAAAAAAAAUUAAAAAUAUAAAUGUGAUGUUUCAUAAUUUGUUGAUGAAAUAGUGACAGAAUCAUAAUACAUUGUCAUAAACCAAUCCACUAGUGUUAUAAUCAAGAAGAGUUCAUCUACUUCACACACUCACUCCAGCUGUAUAUAAUUGCUACCUGAAAAGUUUGCUUAAGUUUUAAUAAUAAUGAUGUGUGAGGACAAACCUCUUUUGGAUGAUGUGAACAUUAGGCACCCCAGCUUAAUUCACCUCAUGAUUAAACAUCCUAACCUAACAUAGAGUAACCCCCCCCCUCCCUGGUGAUAAGGUGUAUUAUCAACAGGUAAAAAAAAGCUGGGGUGCCUAAUCUUCACAUGACCUCUUGUUUGAUACUCAAUGUACAUAACUGUUACCAUAAUAAAAUCCAUGUACAAUAUAUUUAUGAUGUAGUUUUAAGUUACUAUCUGUAGCCUAUACAUAUUAAAACAAUUUUUUUUA